AUGACUCAGAAACCGCACACCGAAUGGCGAGAAGAGGGAAAGAAGGAGAGCGGAAAUUUUGGUAAAAGAUUCAUCAUGGAUACACCUUCCGUAUAUAUGAUACCAUUGAUGGUUAAACUUGUUAUUUGGCACCUCUCCACCAAAACCAAACCGGUUUCUGCGAUUGUCAAACCUGAAACGGCAUUCUCACGGACAACAAAGCGCACACCCCAUCAUCAUGAUCCUUCUUGGCCAAUUGAUAGUUACAGACACGACAUACUGUUGUCGUAA
Molecule: messenger RNA, 270 nt
Organism: Ambispora gerdemannii
Lineage: Eukaryota; Fungi; Glomeromycota; Glomeromycetes; Archaeosporales; Ambisporaceae
Source: the annotation of a GenBank genome assembly